This is a messenger RNA of Penicillium mononematosum, 606 nucleotides long. RefSeq names its product mitochondrial 37S ribosomal protein uS12m. The record is from RefSeq and is a predicted model, not a curated record. Gene Ontology annotation, biological process: translation. The transcript has 3 exons. NCBI's taxonomy places the organism in Eukaryota, Fungi, Ascomycota, Eurotiomycetes, Eurotiales, Aspergillaceae. The coding region runs from base 1 to 606 and encodes 201 amino acids. Gene Ontology annotation, cellular component: ribosome; small ribosomal subunit. Gene Ontology annotation, molecular function: structural constituent of ribosome.
AUGUCUCAAUUACUCUCCCCAAUAGCCCUUCGGGCCCUACGGACUCUGAUUCACCGUCCUGCGAUCUCCUCGCCCCUCUGCCGCACCAUCACCACAUCACCCGCUACCUUCGCCUCGAAACAAUCCCCCAUCACCUCCCGCCUCAACUUCCACCCCGUCUUCCGCACAGCCGCCGUCGGCUUCUCCGCAGUGCCAAAGCGGCAAUUCUCUAGCUCGCCUAUCAUCCGCGCUACGUACAACCAGGUCCGGCGCGGUAUUCGUACUGGACAGCGGGCUCGUCGGGGUGGAUCCCCUGCGUUGAAGGGUACGCCUGGGUUGAAGGGCGUUUGUCUUAAGACUGGUGUUACCAAGCCUAAGAAACCUAACUCUGGUGAGAGGAAGGUUGCAAGAGUGCGGUUGAGUUCUGGCAAGGUUAUUACUGCUUAUAUUCCUGGUGAAGGCCACAAUAUCCAGCAGCAUAGUGUUGUCCUGGUCCGUGGUGGACGUGCUCAGGAUUGUCCUGGUGUGAAGUAUACCCUUGUUCGUGGUGGAAUGGAUUUGGGUGGUGUUGGAAGCCGUAUGACGAGUCGCUCGAAGUACGGUACAAAGAAGCCGAAGACCAACUAA